Messenger RNA from Ceratina calcarata, 1118 nucleotides. RefSeq names its product caspase-1-like. The transcript is spliced from 4 exons. Gene Ontology annotation, cellular component: cytoplasm. Lineage: Eukaryota; Metazoa; Arthropoda; Insecta; Hymenoptera; Apidae. Bases 4 to 729 code for a protein of 241 amino acids. Gene Ontology annotation, molecular function: cysteine-type endopeptidase activity. The record is from RefSeq and is a predicted model, not a curated record. Gene Ontology annotation, biological process: proteolysis; apoptotic process; positive regulation of neuron apoptotic process.
GCGAUGAACAAGAAGAGGCGUGGGAGAUGCGUGAUAUUCCAUCACCAAGAGUUCAACGAAGGGAACGGCGACUACAGAGAGGGUUCUCAGUACGACGUGGAAAAAAUAUACAAGGCUUUCGAGAAGGAACUACGUUUCGAGAUAACCGUUUACGAAAACUUGAAAUUCUUCGACCUCUGCGAAAAGAUAAAAGAACUGUCCAAGGAGGAGGACCACAGCGACGCAGAUUGCAUCUGCAUCUUCAUAUUGUCUCACGGAGGUUUCAACGGAACGAUACACGCAAGGGACGUGUCCUACCCUUUCUCCGUUAUCUGGAAACCGUUUCUAGAAUGCAGAACUUUAGUAGGCAAGCCGAAACUAUUUUUCGUACAGGCUUGCAGAGGACGGACCACAGAUCAAGGGAACAUGGGGAGGCACGCGACCGAUUCGACCGACGCUAUGUACACGAUUCCUACUCACGCGGAUUUCCUAUUCGGCUACAGCACGGUCGAUGAUCAUUACGCUUUUCGGGAUCUGAAGGCGGGCACGUGGUACAUCGACAGCCUGUGCCGAGUGAUCAGGACGCACUGGAGAGAGUACGAUCUCACGAAAAUGCUGACGGAAACUUCGCGCACCGUCGCGUUAUAUUACACUUCCAGCAGUAAUAAUCCAGCGUUGGACAAGAAGAAGCAAAUCCCCACGUUCACGUCUACGCUCACCAGGCAACUGUACUUCACUCCCAAGGACUGAUUCUGAAACUAUUCCAUAAUAAUUUUAAUACAAAAAUAGUUAGCUUGAAUUUUCUUUUUAAAAUAAUUAAUAAAGAUUGUAAUUUUAGUCAUGAAAAUAUUCUGAUCUCUUGAAAAAAAAUAUAAAAACUGUGAUCAAGGUUUAAAUAUCUUAACUAGGAAUUAUUUAUAGACUGACUGAUUUUUAGGUAUUUUAAAUACCCCUAGAGGGUCAAUAAUUAUUAUUGUGAUAAGACCGCAGAUUCGAUGAGUCGAACUUAAUAGAGAAAAAUAGAAACGAAAGAAUCUGCGGUCCAGCUGUCCCUAUAGGUUUGUUUGUUAAACAUUUUUUGUGAUACAUUUUAUAAUCGAUCAAAUCGUGUAACCAAUAAAAACUAUUACGAUGACGAA